Messenger RNA from Hemibagrus wyckioides, 2849 nucleotides. Its product is annotated as cytochrome b5 reductase 4. Gene Ontology annotation, molecular function: FAD binding; oxidoreductase activity; heme binding. Lineage: Eukaryota; Metazoa; Chordata; Actinopteri; Siluriformes; Bagridae. The record is from RefSeq and is a predicted model, not a curated record. The coding region runs from base 394 to 1977 and encodes 527 amino acids. Gene Ontology annotation, biological process: superoxide metabolic process; generation of precursor metabolites and energy. The transcript is spliced from 16 exons. Gene Ontology annotation, cellular component: mitochondrion; endoplasmic reticulum.
UUUAGAACAGCAAAAACAGUGACGCGAAUCGGUGCGCCUGUGGUAGCUGCACCUUAGCCGGUGCUAACGUUAUUAAAUGUAGACGUAAGUUAUAAGAAUGACGUUUAUAAGACGGAAUGUACUUGUAUGUCCGUUUUCUGUAGCUGCUUAUUUGGAUUAAAAACACUUGGCCGGUCUGAGAGGACUGGCGAGUUGCUGCAACUGUGCAGAAUGGUAGCUGUAGGAUGGGGAAAUGUUCCAACUUUUCAGGCUUUGAGGAAGAAACAUUUCGUCAUCCUCAGCUUGACAUUUCCGCUUGAGUAAAGUUAUUGCUGUAGUUUGCCGUGAAGCUUGAAAUCUAACGCUGUAAUUGCAGUGGUUCUUCUGAAUUUGAGCUGUUUUAGAGGAGCAGAGAUGCUGAACGUGCCCUCGCAGUCUUUCCCUGCAGUGAGUUCACAGCAGCGGGUCGCUUCCUCCGGCCAGCCCAGGAACAAGGUGGCCCUAAAGCCAGGUCAUAGUCUUAUGGACUGGAUAAGGCUUACUAAAAGUGGCCGUGAUCUGACUGGACUGAAGGGGAGAUUGAUCGAGGUGACAGAAGAGGAACUAAAGAAACACAACACAAGAAAUGAUUGUUGGACAUGUAUAAGAGGUAUGGUGUAUAAUGUGAGUGCAUACAUGGAUUUUCACCCUGGUGGGGAGGAGGAGCUGAUGAAGGCAGCUGGUAUUGAUGGCACUGACCUGUUUGACCAGGUCCACCGUUGGGUGAAUUAUGAGUCCAUGUUGAAAGAGUGCCUGGUGGGCAGGAUGGUGGUAAAGGCCAGUACAGCAAUAAAAGCACAGCCACAGAAAGCUGAGAACACCCAUCUGAAUGGUCUUGGUCCUCCUGCUACUUUGCUGUUGAAUUCAGCAGCAGCUGCUCCAGUGCCGAAAGACAAUCGCCCUCGAUAUGACUGGUUCCAGACAGACGAAACUGUUAAUAUUGUUAUUUACACCAAGCGUAAGAUUCCUAGAUCUGGUUGUACAGUAGUGGACCUUCAAGGAAACAUUCUGCGGAUAGAGCUGCUCUUAGGACACUGGUCAUAUCUACUUCACUGGAAUCUUUCUUAUGAAGUAGAAGAAAAUGUUGAUGUUCAGACAGUGAGUUCAGUAGGGAAGGUGGAGGUGUGCCUGCACAAAGUGCCCAAAGCCAAGUGGACACAAGUGGGUCAACCCCUAGAAUCCCAUGACUCAUUUAUUCAGAGUAAACAGCGGGGACUGUUCUACAGAGACUGUGUAUUGGUUUCGAAGAAAGAAGUUACACAUGACACACAGCUCUUCUGUUUCCGGUUACCUCCUGGAGCACACAUGCACAUCCCUGUGGGGAGACAUGUCUACCUCAAAGCUUCCAUUCAGGGCGGCGAUGUUGUAAAGCCCUACACACCAGUAGACCAGGUGCUCAUGCCCCAGAUUCACUCCAGCAACACACUGAGCUCUGCAAUCUAUCUGAUGAUUAAGGUCUAUCCUGAUGGAGUGUUCACACAACAUUUGGGCAACCUUGACAUCGGAGCCUCUGUGUCCAUGAGCGGUCCAGAGGGUCCCUUUACAGUCAGGAGUCUACAUGAUGUCACUCAUUUGUACCUCUUAGCUGCUGGCACUGGUUUCACACCCAUGGCUCGCCUCCUCUGCCUAGCCUUACAGGACCUCCCUUCUGUCAGAAAGACCAAGCUGAUUUUCUUUAAUCGUCAAGAGAGAGACAUCCUGUGGUACUCUCAACUGGAGCAGCUGUGUGCAGAGGAAGCGAGAUUUCAGGUUGAAUACGUUCUCUCAGAGCCUGUGGGCUCAUGGACAGGUAAAGGAGGACGAAUAGACACCACUAUGCUGCAGACUUUCCUGGAAAGACCCGAAGACUCCAAGUGCUUUGUGUGUGUGUGUGGGCCAACUGGUUUCACUGAGCUGGCAGUGCAGCUGGUCAAGCAGCAGGGAUUCAGUGAAAAGGAGAUUCAUGCUUUCAAGAGUUGAGUCCUAAAGAGUUAGUACUAGAGAUUUCUAUGCAUCACAGACUGCACAGACCUUUUGUAACUCCCAGUGACUGAUUUGAGGUUGGCAAACAGCGAUGUUGGUAUUUAACAGUGCUCCUGUCUGAUGUGUACGAUCAUCUGGAAAUCCUAUGCACGUACUUCAUCUAAGCAUUUCCGGGGCAUACUUCUGUCAUGAGCCGCUCUUAUUUCACCUGUAAACUCUUGAAGGAAUUUUCCAUCUUUAGUUGUGGCAUAUAGCACUGCCAGUUUUUGUCUAUUUAUAUUUUAUCCAACAAAUGCUUUUUUGUUGUUGUUAUGUUUUGUUAUAUGGAAUGAUCAUGUUGAUUUGACUAAAUAUAUGUCACUCUGAGCUAAUGCAGCCACUGAAUGCUAAUUCCAGAUGUAUAUGAGUCUGUUUAAAAUGUUAGCCAGAAUCAGUUGAAACGUUAACUGUGCAGAUUCUUUAUAGUUUGGUUUGGUAUUCAGCAAUUUAUUUUUAUUUAUUAUUUUAACUUAAACAUGCCAUUACAUCAGAAAAGGCCUAACUGGUAACCGAGAUCUUGAGUGUGAAAGUGGUUUCAGAAACGCAAGGUUAUUUGUUAGACAGGUUUUAAUUUCAACUAGCUGAACACUGAAACAGUAGAACCACUCAAGCGGAGACAACAAAUGUCUUAGCUUUUUGUCUUUUUCUUUUGAUUGGACUGACUCGGGCUUGUCUUACCCGAGUCUCCAGAUUAGUCUUUUGUCAAGUGAGACAGUUUUACGAACAUUAUUAGGUAGCGGGAUCUCUCUGAUUUAGCAGGACUCUGACGUUGGUGCAAGGAAGGUGGAAUUGUACACAAAAAAAUCACAAUAAAAUUAUAUUUAAAAAGA